Colletotrichum paranaense is the source of this 1440-nucleotide messenger RNA. RefSeq lists its product as uncharacterized. The coding region runs from base 1 to 1440 and encodes 479 amino acids. The record is from RefSeq and is a predicted model, not a curated record. Lineage: Eukaryota; Fungi; Ascomycota; Sordariomycetes; Glomerellales; Glomerellaceae. The transcript is spliced from 2 exons.
AUGGCUCAAAUCGCCAGUUCACGCGUUUGCGACACGCAGGGCGGCUUGGUUUUCUUCAAAUUUCCGAAUGAGUUGCGCAACUUGAUCUACAAAUACUAUCUUCAGCUUGACGAAGGAUACAAGCUUAAUCCGCACACCAACAAGCUGCGAACCGGCAACGACAAGCCUAUCUCUCUCGACUUGUUGUACACCUGCAAGCGCGCUGCCUUGGAGAUGCGAGGUCUUGAUCCCAGCUUCUUCCCCCGUCAAGUGGUUAAAGAAGUUUUAGACGCGUAUCCAGCUUUCGCCCCCAUUUUAGACGCGAUGAAGGGAGAAGAGUGGCACAGUUUGGAUAUUCAUCCUCCUUACGGCAAGACUCCGUCGACUUUUCGCAACUUUGUCCGUUUCACUCUAAAUACGAUCAAAUCCCACCGAUGCCUCUUUGAGAAUCGCAAAUAUGAACAGAUCAUCGAUCGGCGUCGGCAGUGUCUUGAGAAUGGACGUUAUCUCGAGCGGGGAAAUAUUCCGCUGAGCCAACUGUUUGGGCUCAGACCCCAGAACUGGACAAUUCCCACCCAAAAAGAUGUCAAUGACAUGACUAUCCUCUCUGACGGGCUCGAGACUUGCACCGUAUUUUGCGACGAUCUUUACGAUAAGCGCGAGCCGCCCGUGGAUCUGACCAGAUUUUGUUACUCAGCAGUUGUCGGCGCUAUUCAGUUUCUAGAUUCGAUGCUCCCAUCGUCUCGCGCCGAUGUUCGCCGCAUCAACCUCAUAGAAGAUCGACCGUCACUAUCUUACCCGGAAAGCCACGGUUUGGGGUUGAUACGGUUCUGCCAAGAGAAUCCGCUAUUACGCAUCGAGCGUCACGUCGGCUUAUGGGAUACUAUAUUCCAGGGCGAUCCCAUGAGUAUGGAACCUGGAGAGGAGGAGCUGCCCCGGAGGGAGAAGAUGACAGACGAGAUAUCUUAUUCUAUAGCCACCUGGAUGGUAGAGGCCUUGGCUUUACCUGCAGCUGGGAUGCCUCAGGAUGCGUUCAAGUUGAUGUUCGUUGGAGAUUCAGAGGGAGACUGGGAGUGUGAGCAAAUCUUCCGCAAGAUCGUCCUACGAGACGCCGCGUGGCAGGAGGCAAGGGACGAAUGUUUCAAACGAGGUAUUCUACCACCGCUCUCUUGGGCGGAGAGGAGGGCUGGAGCCUGGGGAGGGUCUUACGAUGAUGAUGCAUUCACAGGCUCGAACCCCCUUUGUCGUUGCUUUCUCUUCGAAGACUUUCCGCGGGCGGUGCAUGAACUUCUCAAUGGAAGUUCGCUCAUCACCUGCAACUUCAAUCCAGGCGAAGCUUGGAAUCUCGAGAAGAUCAUUGAAAAACGGCGAUCGUGGUCUUUACGCAAGUGGAACCGCAAAUGGUCGCGUGGGAACCAGUCGUACAGAAGAGGCCUCGGCCCUCACGACGCCUCAAAUUGA